This is a messenger RNA of Bombina bombina (fire-bellied toad), 3373 nucleotides long. RefSeq names its product APOBEC1 complementation factor (gene A1CF). The transcript has 12 exons. Gene Ontology annotation, cellular component: nucleus. The record is from RefSeq and is a predicted model, not a curated record. Gene Ontology annotation, molecular function: mRNA binding. Lineage: Eukaryota; Metazoa; Chordata; Amphibia; Anura; Bombinatoridae. Bases 126 to 1904 code for a protein of 592 amino acids.
AGAGUAACCAGAGGUACACGUUGCAAAUUCACCAUAAUCAAGGAGAACUGAAAGGGGAGGUGAUCUCUCAAAUUGCUCAGUGAGCACACCUAAUUAACCUGAUUUUUUGCUGAUAAUCAUUCACAAUGGAAUCAAAUCAAAAAUCCGGGGAUGGAUUGGCCGGCACUCAGAAAGAAGCGGCACUGCGUGCAUUGAUGCAGCGCACAGGAUAUAGUUUGACACAGGAAAAUGGACAGAGAAGGUAUGGAGGUCCACCACCUGGAUGGGAAGGUCCAGCACCUGAAAGAGGAUGUGAGAUUUUUGUCGGCAAACUUCCCAGAGAUCUUUUUGAGGAUGAACUUAUACCAUUAUGUGAAACGAUAGGAAGAAUCUAUGAAAUGAGAAUGAUGAUGGACUUCAAUGGAAAUAAUAGGGGAUAUGCAUUUAUAACUUUCACAAACAGACACGAUGCCAGGAAUGCAAUCAAACAAUUAAAUAAUUAUGAAAUUAGAAAUGGUCGCCUGUUAGGGGUUUGCGCCAGUGUAGAUAACUGUCGGCUGUUUGUUGGUGGAAUCCCAAAAACUAAAAAGAGAGAAGAAAUUUUAGUAGAAAUGAAGAAAGUCACAGAUGGCGUUCUUGAUGUCAUUGUAUACCCCAGUGCAGCGGAUAAAGGCAAAAAUCGUGGAUUCGCAUUUGUAGAAUAUGAAAGUCAUAGAGCUGCGGCAAUGGCUAGAAGGAAAUUGUUACCAGGGCGCAUUCAGCUCUGGGGUCACCCAAUUGCUGUAGACUGGGCAGAACCAGAAGUUGAAGUUGAUGAAGAUACAAUGUCAUCUGUAAAGAUCCUGUAUGUGAGAAACCUUAUGCUAACCACAGCAGAGGAGACAAUUGAAAAAGAAUUUAAUAACAUCAAGCCAGGUGCAGUUGAACGAGUAAAGAAAAUCAGAGAUUAUGCUUUCGUACACUUUAACAAUCGUGGUGAUGCAGUUGAAGCAAUGAAUGUAUUAAAUGGAAAGUUAAUAGAUGGUUCACCAAUAGAAGUUACCUUGGCUAAACCAGUGGACAAAGACAGCUAUAUAAGAUACACCAGAGGAACAGGAGGAAGAGGAGGGUCUGUACAAGGAGAGUAUGCGUACACUAUAGGACAUGUUUACGACCCAGCUACUGCCUAUCUAGGUGCACCUGUAUUUUAUGCACCUAGUCCAGCCUAUACCGCGGCAAUUCCCAGCAUUCAUUUUCCUACUGCAAAAGGAUAUGUCAGCAAUCGCGGCCUCCUAAGACCUCCUUCAGUUAGAGAAAUUUACAUGAGUGUACCUGUAGGGGCUGCGGGAGUUAGAGGACUAGGAGGACGGGGAUAUUUGGCAUACACUGGCUUGGGACGUGGAUGUGCUGGAUACCAAGUGAAAAUAGACAAAAGGGGCGAUGAGAAACUCUAUGACAUUUUACCUGGAAUGGAACUCACACCAAUGAGUACUGUUGCAUUAAAACCACAAGGCAUUAAACCAGCAUCACAGGUUCUUGAAGAAAUAUGUCAAAAAAAUAAUUGGGGUCAGCCAGUUUAUCAGCUCCAUUCUGCCAUUGGUCAAGACCAGCGACAACUGUUUCUCUAUAAGAUCACUAUUCCCCUCCUUGCAACCCAGAACCCAACAAUACAUCCUUUUACACCACCAAAACUGUGUGUGUCAGUGGAGGAAGCAAAGAACUAUGCAGCAGAAUUUACCCUUCAGACAUUAGGUAUUCCAAUUGAGACGGCUGAGCCCCCAGCAGCCUUUGCAGGGUACACUAUUGCCAAUUCACCUGCAACUGUGGCUGCUACACACCUUAAACAAGCGGUCGCUCUCGGUCAAGAUCUUGGAGCUUAUGCCACAUAUGAAACGUAUCCAGCGUUUGCAGUUGCAGCACGUAGUGAUGCAUAUGGAGCUUUUUAAUGUUUAAUACUGACAGCUAAAAACUGUUUUGGGUUGUAAAAAAAAAAAAAUACUAUGGUAGACACAGACCAUUAUUAGAUGGGUAAAUAUGUAACUAGAUAUAAGAUGAACUUUAGUAAAGUAGAUAUUUUGAUUUUAGCCUCUAAUUUUAUAGAUAUUCAGUAUAAUAUUUAGUAUUGUAGGAAAUUACGUUGUUUACUUAUUAAUCCAUAGUUUAUAUAAACUAUAAUGUUGCUUAGCUUUUUAGCUCUUGCUUUAAUUGUUUACAUAUAUUGCACAGUAGGAAUUUAUAUAUACUUAGAUAACUAUAUAUCUUUACAUUUCAACUAAAAUUUGGAAAGGUAACUGUAUAUAUUUACAGUACAGCACAACUGAUAUUUGCAAAGGUAACUGUAUAUAUUUACAGUACAGCACAACUGAUAUUUGCAAAGGUAACUGUAUAUAUUUACAGUACAGCACAACUGAUAUUUGAAAAGGUAACUGCAUAUAUUUAAAGUACAGCACAACUGAUAUUUGCAAAGGUAACUGCAUAUAUUUACAGUACAGCACAACUGAUAUUUGGAAAGGUAACUGCAUAUAUUUACAGUACAGCACAACUGAUAUUUGGAAAGGUAACUGUAUAUAUUUACAGUACAGCACAACUGAUAUUUGGAAAGGUAACUGCAUAUAUUUACAGUACAGCACAACUGAUAUUUGGAAAGGUAACUGUAUAUAUUUACAGUACAGCACAACUGAUAUUUGGAAAGGUAACUGUAUAUAUUUACAGUACAGCACAACUGAUAUUUGGAAAGGUAACUGUAUAUAUUUACAGUACAGCACAACUGAUAUUUGGAAAGGUAACUGUAUAUAUUUACAGUACAGCACAACUGAUAUUUGGAAAGGUAACUGUAUAUAUUUACAGUACAGCACAACUGAUAUUUGGAAAGGUAACUGUAUAUAUUUACAGUACAUCACAACUGAUAUUUGGAAAGGUAACUGUAUAUAUUUACAGUACAGCACAACUGAUAUUUGGAAAGGUAACUGUAUAUAUUUACAGUACAGCACAACUGAUAUUUGGAAAGUUAACUGCAUAUAUUUACAAUACAGCACAACUGAUAUUUGGAAAGUUAACUGCAUAUAUUUGCAGUACAACACAACUGAUAUUUGCAAAGGUAACUGUAUAUAUUUACAGUACAGCACAACUGAUAUUUGGAAAGGUAACUGCAUAUAUUUACAGUACAGCACAACUGAUAUUUGGAAAGGUAACUGUAUAUAUUUACAGUACAGCCAACUGAUAUUUGGAAAGGUAACUGUAUAUAUUUACAGUACAGCACAACUGAUAUUUGGAAAGGUAACUGUAUAUAUUUACAGUACAGAACAACUGACACUUGGAAAUUGGGUAUUUUGUAACUUUGCAAUGUUGCUUAAAAGUGCAUUUACACUUAAAGUGAAGGUUAAUUUUCAGCAAUGAGUGCCCGGUUUUUAAAAAU